CUCCGUGCCAUUCCCCUUCCUCGCCGUCGUCGCCGACGCCGACGGGUCGCUGCCGCCCUCUCGCGCCUCCCCUCUCGCCGCUGGUGCUGUUUCUCGCCACGCGCACUCUCACUACGCCAUUCCCGACGAGGUCGAAACGCCGGCGACAGUUCAGGUCGCAGCCCCUCGUCCGCCCAACCGCUUCCACUUCUUCACCGCCCCGUCUUCCUUCAUCCGCCUGCAGUUCUCGAUUGGACCGACAUCAAUGCGGUCACACAAAUACCAACUUUCGUAGCUCCACUGCCAGCUAGAUGAAAGGGACUGCUCCGAAGAACAGCGAUGGUGGGUCUGCAGCAGAUCAGAAUCUUGGGACAGAAUCUGGUAUUGAAAAGAUGACACCAGCAGUUACGUCCAAUGACUCGAGAAAUCUGGAUGGGAAUGGAGAACAUGUGGCCAUUAGUCUUGAAGAAUCAGUUGUGGAAGAAGAAGAUCCGAUAUCAUUAGAUUCUGAUGGUGAUAAUCAUGCACCGCUUAGGCAACAAACUAGCACUCAGCCUGCUGCUGAAGAGAGGGUUCCUUCAGUUCCAUCAACUUCCAAUCUCGCCGAAGAAACUUUGACUGGAACCAGUCGGGGUGCUGAGGGCUCUGCCAGCACCACAAUUGCUCCAGCCGCUCCUGCUGCGUCUUUAGCAACUCCCUCGACUGGUACUCCUCCAGUGUGUAGGGUAUUGCAAGUACCAAAGAGACUUGUCGUGAAACGAUCGAAGAUAUCUGCUGCUGAGCUAAACCUUCCACCGCUAGAACCAACCAGCUCUAAGGUGGCAUGUGAUGAUUAUCAGAGGAUUUCAAAGGAGAUCGAAGACCUGAGGGCUGAACUAGAUGAGGAUGUGAAACAGCUUGGAUACUGUGAGGCCAAUGAGAAGCUGAGAGCUGAGCUGGCUCUCAAGGCGAAAGAUAUGCAGUGCCUGAGGAAGCAGAGUGAGGAGAUGCAACUCAACAAUGAUGGAAUGAGAAAGCAAAAUGAUUUGCUGCAGGCCAAUAGUGACGGCAUGACGAAGCAGAAUAAGGAGCUGCAAGACAAGAAUGAUGACCUGGUGAAGGAGAAUGAGGAGCUGAGAACCAAUAUAGACAAAAUGGGUAAGCGGAAUAGUGAGCUGCAAGCCAAGAAUGGCAGCCUAACUAAGUGGAAUCAGGAGCUGCAAGCAAAGAAUGAUGGCCUGAAGAAGCAGACGGAGGAGCUGCAAGCCAAGAAUGAUGGCCUGACAAAGAAGAUUGAGGAGCUGCAGGCCAAGAAUGUCAGCUUGGUGAAGCAGAAUGAGGACUUGCAUGCCAAUAAUGACAGCAUGUGUAAGCGGAAUGGGGAGCUGCAAACCGAGAAUGGUGCCUUAAUUAUGCGGAAUGAGGAUCUGCAAGUGAAGAAUGACAACCUGACAAAGUUGAUUGAGGAGCUGGAAGACAGGAAUGACGCCCUGGAAGAUUUGAGUGGAAGUCUUGUGAGGAAAGGCCGCCAAAGUGACGAUGAGCUACAGCAAGCCCAACAAGAGUUGACUACGGGUUUGGAGGACAAGUUAAAUGGGCAGACAGCUAUUGGGAUCAAAAGAAUGGGAGAACUUGACGAGAAGCCAUUUCAAAAUGCAUGUAAGAGAAAAUAUGGAAACAUUGAUUACCAGACCAAAGCUGCAGAGCUGGUAUCAAGUUGGCAGGAUGAAUUGAAGAAUCCAUCCUGGCAUCCUUUUCUGGUUGUUCAGGUUAAUGGAGAGCAUAAGGAAGUUCUAGACGACGAUGAUGCAAAACUGAAGCUCCUGCGGUUCGAGUACGGCGACGAUGUGUGCAACACAGUGAAGACCGCGCUGAUGGAGAUAAACAUGUACAACCCCAGUGAGCGGGAUCUAGUGCCCGAGUUCUGGAACUUCAGGAAAGGCCGGAAGGCGACGAUAAAGGAGGUGCUCUACCUGUUGGGACAUAUGGAGAUGACGACCAAGCGCAGGAGGGGCUGAGGCACCCUGGUCUGCGUGAUCACCAAGCGCAAUUGGUACCGUUGUGGGAGCCCACGCUGCUGGAUCCCCUCCUGACAUAGGAGAUCUAUCCUCUGCGUUCCUUUGCGUAUGAACAUUACAAGCAUAUGUGGCAUUUGCAUGUGGUGCUGUUGCCGCUUCCGUCCUAAAAAGUAAAAACUGAUGUGAUCUGCCAACUGAACGAUACCAAUCAGUGGCUUUUGUGCUCUUCUUAGGUGUCUGUAUAUUUGCAGGUGUACAUAUGUAGUAGUGCAAGUGCUAACAAGCUUGACUGUCUCUUGGCAUGCGCAAUCGGUUAAUCAUGCUGUCAAUUUUCAGCAUCUAUUUGUACCGUAAUAUAGCUAGCUACCUGGUGUUGAUUUGAUGAUGCUCAUUUGUACUGGGCCAGCAAUAAUGUUAUGGUCUUAUGGAUACC
Panicum virgatum (switchgrass) is the source of this 2409-nucleotide messenger RNA. RefSeq names its product factor of DNA methylation 1-like. The transcript has 7 exons. Lineage: Eukaryota; Viridiplantae; Streptophyta; Magnoliopsida; Poales; Poaceae. The record is from RefSeq and is a predicted model, not a curated record. The coding region runs from base 291 to 1976 and encodes 561 amino acids. Gene Ontology annotation, biological process: gene silencing by siRNA-directed DNA methylation.